Bombina bombina (fire-bellied toad) is the source of this 1575-nucleotide messenger RNA. RefSeq names its product farnesyl diphosphate synthase (gene FDPS). Lineage: Eukaryota; Metazoa; Chordata; Amphibia; Anura; Bombinatoridae. Gene Ontology annotation, biological process: trans, trans-farnesyl diphosphate biosynthetic process. Gene Ontology annotation, cellular component: cytoplasm. The transcript has 10 exons. The coding region runs from base 38 to 1216 and encodes 392 amino acids. Gene Ontology annotation, molecular function: dimethylallyltranstransferase activity; (2E,6E)-farnesyl diphosphate synthase activity. The record is from RefSeq and is a predicted model, not a curated record.
GGGGCAGUGACGCUUGGAGCCUCCGCUUUAGCUCCGGAUGUGGCUUCACCCGCUGAACGUUGCCGCGCUCAGGCUCCGCCCCCUUUCCGGUGUCAUCUAUUCUAAGUUUAACUGGUACAGCCGAAGAAUCGUAUCUACGAGACCAUGCAGCUUCCGGGCACAGACAUUCAGCUCUUUUACCAUGUCUCCUCAAGCCUCAGAUGAGCGUCAGGAGUUUUGCAGCUACUUUCAGCAGAUUGUAAAGGAUCUCACUGCAGAAGACUGGGGGCACCCAGAGGUGGGAGCUGCUAUUACCCGCUUAAAAGAGAUACUGGAAUACAACACACCAGGGGGGAAAUGUAACCGUGGCAUGACUGUUUUGGCUGCCUACAGAGAGUUGGUGGGUCCAGAUUUGCAACAAGAUGGAAACCUUCAUAGAGCAUUGGCUGUGGGCUGGUGUGUGGAGCUACUGCAAGCUUUCUUUCUGGUGGCUGAUGAUAUCAUGGAUAACUCUGUGAUGCGGCGUGGCCAGCCCUGCUGGUACAAAAAGGAUGGUAUUGGAAUGGAUGCCAUCAAUGAUUCCUUCCUGUUGGAGGCCAGUAUAUAUCGCAUUCUAAAGAAGUACUGCCGGGGGCAGCCAUAUUACUUGAACCUGAUAGAGCUAUUUCUUGAGACCUCUUAUCAGACUGAGUUGGGUCAGGCACUGGAUCUGAGCACAGCUGUGGAUUUAAACAAAUAUACAGAGAAUAGGUAUAAAGCCAUUGUCAAGUACAAGACAGCUUUUUAUUCAUUUUAUCUGCCUGUGGCUUCUGCCAUGUAUAUGGCCGGAAUAGAUGGUGAAGAAGAGCACAACAAUGCUAAGACCAUCUUGCUGGAAAUGGGGGAAUUCUUCCAGAUUCAGGACGAUUAUUUAGACUGUUAUGGGGAUCCUGUUGUUAUUGGGAAGAUUGGAACAGACAUCCAAGACAAUAAAUGCUCAUGGCUGGUUGUUGAGGCUCUACAAAGAGUGACGCCAGAACAAAGGAAAGUUCUUGAGGAGAACUAUGGCCAGGAUGAUGAGGAAAAGGUACAGCGUGUGAAACAGUUGUAUGAGCAGUUGGAUCUACCAGCUGCGUAUAGAGAGUAUGAGGAGAGUAGCUACCAGCGCCUUCAGCAGCUUGUUUCACAGCAUGCAAAUGGCUUGUCAAAAGAAAUCUUUUUAGGUUUGGCACGUAAAAUAUACAAGAGGCAGAAAUGAUAAGCCAUGGACACAGAAACUUCUCUUUGAUAUGGACAGCUGUUUUCCCUGUUUAUUGAAGAACUUUGCCUAGAAGACAGUAUUUUUAUUUCCCCACAGGGGUGGAAAGUGUAGUGGUCUAGUAAAAGUGGCCAGAGAAGUUUGCUUUGGCUAAUGUUGCGUUGUGGAGCUACUUUUUAGGAAUUAUCUUUAUAAUUCCCUGUGAGAUGAGUAACCGUAUGGCCAUGGGUGGGUGAGGAUGUGCAGCUCUGUGUGUAAACACUGUGUAAACAGGGCUGCUUUUAUUUCAUCUGCUUAAUGCAGAUUUUCAAGUUGUAUAUAUUUAAAACAAUUUUCUUGAAUUAAACUUAUAAAGGGAA